AUGGUGCCUGUCGCUCCGGCACCUGGAGUCUACUUCCCACCCUUCGGAUCGAAACCGACAAGCCAAUCCCGUAUAUGUUCGGCAACACCUCAGAAGAUACUGGAAAAGAGAAAGCCUUCUCAGCAGUACACCCAAGUCAAGAAGUCUUUCUUCCAGAUCAUCAUGCGCGAGUGGCCUUCUCAGCAGUACACCCAAAUCAAGAAGUCUUUCUUCCAGAUCGUCAUGCGCGAGUGGCCUUCUCAGCAGUACACCCAGAUCAAGAAGUCUUUCUUCCAGCGCGGAGAAACCCGCUUCGACCUCGAGGACGUCUUCUUCUAUCGACAACACGCAACUCCACCUAUGUUUCACGAAAACAACGACCGCCACUGCCGAUGGGGUCUGGUUCUUCUAAAAGCAAGAUGUUCAAUAUGA
This is a messenger RNA of Alternaria viburni, 411 nucleotides long. RefSeq lists its product as uncharacterized. NCBI's taxonomy places the organism in Eukaryota, Fungi, Ascomycota, Dothideomycetes, Pleosporales, Pleosporaceae. The coding region runs from base 1 to 411 and encodes 136 amino acids. The record is from RefSeq and is a predicted model, not a curated record. The transcript is spliced from 2 exons.